AUGGAGGUAACCUCCAGGUCAGCUUCAAGGCUCCUCCAGAGUUCAAAAUAUGGUUCUAACCGGCUUCUGCUCCGGGCUGGAGCUGCUAAUUCUACAUACAAUGCUCUCACAACGCUCUCACGACGAAGCCUGAGCCACUCGACUCGUUCAAACGCCCCGACUGAAACAUCCCUUCUCGGCUUCGCGACUGGCUCUUCGCCAUCGUCUGGAGUCCCACAGACCUACUUCUCGAAUCGAAACACGCUCCCCGCAAACACUGUCGUUCGCUUCGUACCCCAACAAACGGCAUGGAUUGUCGAGCGGAUGGGCAAGUUCCAUCGUAUUCUAGAACCGGGAUUGGCUAUUUUGAUACCUUUUAUUGAUCGCAUUGCGUACGUUAAGAGUUUGAAGGAAUCUGCUAUAGAGAUACCCAGUCAGAAUGCGAUUACAGCCGAUAAUGUGACGCUGGAGCUUGAUGGAGUUCUCUACACAAGGGUUGUUGAUGCAUAUAAAGCAAGCUACGGUGUUGAAGACGCCGAAUAUGCGAUUUCCCAACUCGCUCAGACGACGAUGCGAUCCGAGAUCGGCCAGCUUACACUCGAUCACGUCCUCAAAGAGCGGGCUACUUUGAACACCAACAUCACACAAGCUAUCAACGAGGCAGCCCAAGACUGGGGUGUUGUUUGUCUUCGUUACGAAAUCCGAGAUAUUCAUGCACCGGAAGGCGUCGUGGCUGCCAUGCACCGCCAGGUCACCGCCGAGCGAUCUAAGCGAGCUGAGAUUCUUGACUCCGAGGGUCAGCGACAAAGCGCCAUCAACAUCGCCGAAGGUCGUAAACAAUCCGUCAUCCUUGCCUCCGAGGCUUUGCGUGCCGAGAAAAUAAACAGGGCAUCCGGUGAGGCCGAAGCAAUUCUGUUGCGCGCGGAGGCUACGGCCAAGGGUAUCGAGGCAGUUGCUAAGGCAAUCCGUGAUGGACAGGAAAAUGCCCAGAGCGCCGUCAGUCUUAGUGUUGCAGAGAAGUAUGUCGAGGCAUUCGGUAACCUUGCCAAGGAGGGUACGGCGGUGGUUGUUCCUGGCAACGUUGGAGAUAUUGGAGGCAUGAUUGCAAGCGCUCUUUCGGUCUACGGCAAGGUCACUGAAGGUCAGUCCAAGGCGCUGGCCGCUAAGGCAUUGGGAGUCCCCACGACGAAAGAAGCGAGCCACGAGCAUUCUACAAAUAAGGAGGCAACGCUUGAGAAGGCCGAGCAGACGGCUGAGUCGGGCAACGGACGCAAUCCAGUCACUGAAAGUGUCCUUGAUGGGUUUGACCAGACUGCUCAGCAGAAGCGAUAG
Messenger RNA from Talaromyces marneffei, 1311 nucleotides. RefSeq lists its product as uncharacterized. The transcript has 2 exons. NCBI's taxonomy places the organism in Eukaryota, Fungi, Ascomycota, Eurotiomycetes, Eurotiales, Trichocomaceae. The record is from RefSeq and is a predicted model, not a curated record. Gene Ontology annotation, cellular component: membrane. The coding region runs from base 1 to 1311 and encodes 436 amino acids.